UCACGUACAUUUCUCUCUUUAUUUUCAUUCCAAUUCUGUUUUUCAAAUCAAAACAACAAUGGCACUAGCUAUAUCAUUGUUAACCCUUCUUUUUCUUUUUUUCACUUUAUCAUCUGCCCUAGACAUGUCAAUUAUCAGCUAUGAUGAUCAUCAUAAUCAUCAAUCAGGCUGGAGAAGCGAUGAUGAGGUGAUGGACAUGUACAACUGGUGGCUUGCGAAGCACCAGAAAGCUUACAACAAGCUAGGGGAGAGAGAGAGGAGGUUUGAAAUAUUUAAGAAUAAUUUGAGAUUUAUUGAUGAACAUAACUCUGAAAACCACUCCUACAAGCUUGGAUUGACUAAGUUUGCUGAUCUUACCAAUGAGGAGUACCGUGCAAUGUUCUUGGGCACUAGAGUUGACGUUAAACGUAGACUAAUGACCAAAAAACCUAGCCGGAGAUACGCUUUCAAGGUCGGUGAUGAGCUUCCGGAAUCUGUUGAUUGGAGAGAGGAAGGAGCUGUUAAUCCGAUCAAAGAUCAAGGAAAUUGUGGCAGCUGCUGGGCAUUUUCAACAAUAGCAGCAAUAGAAGGAAUAAACAAGAUUGUAACGGGGGAACUACUAUCUCUAUCAGUACAAGAACUUGUAGACUGUGACAGGACAUAUGAUGCAGGUUGCAAUGGAGGCCUCAUGGAAAACGCCUUUCAGUUUAUCAUACAAAAUGGUGGCAUUGACACUGAACAAGACUAUCCUUAUCUAGCCGUUGAUGGCACAUGCGACAAAACCAAGAUGAAUAAAAAGGUGGUUAAAAUUGAUGGGUUUGAGAACGUUACCCCUUUUGACGAGAAAUCGUUGCAGAAAGCUGUAGCAAAUCAACCUGUCAGUGUUGCCAUUGAAGCCAGUGGCAUGGCUUUACAGUUCUAUCAAUCUGGUGUGUUUACUGGCGAAUGUGGUUCGGCAUUAGAUCAUGGAGUAGUAAUAGUUGGAUAUGGAACUGAAAAUGGAACUGAUUAUUGGAUUGUUAGAAAUUCAUGGGGUCCCGGAUGGGGUGAAAAUGGAUAUAUAAGGAUGGAACGUAAUGUAGUUAAUACAUAUAGAGGCAAAUGUGGAAUUGCAAUGCAAUCUUCUUAUCCAAUCAAGAAUGCUGCUUCUUCCGCUGCUGACAAAAUUAUCAAUGCUUGAAGAAUAUAUAUAUAUAUAUAUAUAUAUUGA
Messenger RNA from Jatropha curcas, 1189 nucleotides. RefSeq names its product cysteine proteinase1. The record is from RefSeq and is a predicted model, not a curated record. Lineage: Eukaryota; Viridiplantae; Streptophyta; Magnoliopsida; Malpighiales; Euphorbiaceae. Gene Ontology annotation, molecular function: cysteine-type peptidase activity. Gene Ontology annotation, biological process: proteolysis.